CGUUGGAUUAGAACUCGAGGACAUAGUACAGACUCUGAGCGGCGAUCGCUUGACAAUGAACCGAAGAGAGAUGAGCAGUCGGAAGAACCGCAAAGAGACCAGAACCCAGAAAAACCAAAGGUGGACUCCAAACUGCGCACCUAUGUCCUUAUCAUCGGCGGAUUGUCAUUUGUGAUGUCUUUCAUAAUUCUUUCACAAAUGCCUAUGGGAGAAAAUUAUUUAACAAGGUUUUUUCUUUUAUUUUUCAGGCCAGGCAUCGAUGUCAAUUCGUUUUUCUCCAAGUAUUUAAAAGCAGGGGAAGUGAGACGAAUAAUAUUUUGUCCUGAUUAUUCUCGAGCGGUCGCCUUUCUUUAUGAAGGAGCCGUUAUUGAGGGAAAAAAGGUUCAUGAGCCCGUAGUGGUGGUAACAUAUACUCAAGGUUCCCAGCAGUUCUGGGCAGACGUACGCAGAGAGGAAAGUAUUAUGGGAAUAUCUCUAGCUGAUGGAGUCCGACUGGAUAUUUAUAAAGGAAUUAGUACAUUUCGAGUAAUCGAGUUCAUCAUUGGAGUGCUAAUAAUUGCCUGGCUUGGAACUCAGUAUGGCCGUCUACUGCACCAACGAUUGUUGUCAAGGAAAAAAGAAUAA
This is a messenger RNA of Angiostrongylus costaricensis, 624 nucleotides long. The record is from the annotation of a GenBank genome assembly. NCBI's taxonomy places the organism in Eukaryota, Metazoa, Nematoda, Chromadorea, Rhabditida, Metastrongylidae.